This is a messenger RNA of Aspergillus puulaauensis, 1299 nucleotides long. RefSeq lists its product as uncharacterized. Bases 1 to 1299 code for a protein of 432 amino acids. The transcript is spliced from 5 exons. NCBI's taxonomy places the organism in Eukaryota, Fungi, Ascomycota, Eurotiomycetes, Eurotiales, Aspergillaceae. The record is from RefSeq and is a predicted model, not a curated record.
AUGGUACCAUAUCACCUCGGCAUAGGGUUUACCCUGGCCCUUUCGAGUUUAUCUCUUGGCGUAUCAGCUCGAGAAUGCAUCAUUGAGGAGAUCCUCACCGUGUCCAGCCCCGAAGAUCUGGAUAGUCUUCGUGAUGGCUGUACGACGAUUACCGGAAAUAUCGCCAUCGAUAGCGACUAUUCAGGCGACUUCGUUCUCGAGGGUGUUACUGAUUUUGUCGGCAACAUUUCAACUUCAGAGGAUGCGCCUCCAGGGAAUCUAGGCAUAUUGGACCUCCCUGAUCUCGUCAAUGCUGGCGCAAUCACCGUGCACCGAGUUGCAGCCGUGAAUCUAGGCAACCUCGAACAUGCCGGUGAGCUCCUCCUAGGCCCGUCCUCCCCCGAUGGAGAGGUCGAGCUUGGGACAUUAAAAGAGGCCGAUAAUAUUGGAUUCAAGGGUGGUUGGAAGAGCAUCGUCCUCUCCUCAUUGGAGACGGUCACCGGAGAACUAGGAUUCUACUUUGUUCGAGGGGAUGAUGUUUUCUCUGAUGGCGACGAGAUACCCUCGCUGGUGGUUGACCUUCCGGCACUGAAGACAACGUCCCAGUUCACGGUCGAGGGAAAGGUGGCAAGCAUCUCGGUGCCUGAGCUCGAAACAGCGGGCGACACUGACACUCCUGAACGAGAUUUCUCCCAGGGCCUCCGACUCAACAUCGAGACUCAGAUUGAGGUUGAAUUCCCCAAGCUGUAUACCAUAGGCGCGUCGACACAGGUAUAUGGCAAUAUAUCCCGGAUAAGCCUCCCUGCUCUUGGAGAAACCGCCACAGGCAUCGAGUUCAACACUGACAUGCCGCUUGAAAUAUACUCGACUAUAGAAACCGCCUUUUACGUGUGGCUGUGGGGGCAAAUCAAGAGUGUUGAAUUUCCCAAAAUGGUUGAUCUAGGCUCUGUGGACAUCGCAAGAGCCAUAAGGCCCUGCAAUGAAACUCUUGUCAAGCUGUGGGAGGCCAUUCCCAGCCACGGUCCACCAGGGCACGAGAGCAGCUGGUACUGGAGGUGCUUUCGCAAGGAUCUUCCGGAAGAUAACAACCAAGCCGAUGCUAAUAGCACUACUACUAUCGCGAAUGAGCCGACCAGCACCACUGGCAGUGGCGACAGCUCAACUAAGCCUGGUAAUCAAGAGCCCAGCGGCACUUCGGAUGCAGAGACAAGUGACGAUUCAGAAAGCGUCCCUGGAAAUGGGGGGUCCUUCCCAUCGCCAUCACAGGUAGAUCUACUGACAGCACUACUUGUGGCUAUGGGUGCAGGUUCCAUGGUGUAG